AUGCAUCAGUCAUUCACGGGGAGCGCUCGCAGGGCACGACAAGUAAACCUCUCCGGUCGACAGACUUUGAACCCCUGGGCUUCAUUAUCAAACUCACAAUCCAGUUCGAACCCUGUUGCCCAGGCGCAGGCGGAACGAUUGAAGAGACAACUUGAAAGAGAGAGACUCCAUGCCGUCAGGCUCUUACAGAAGUUAUGGCGGGGGUAUUCUGCUCGGAGGAAGCAGAAAUCAAUCUGGAAACAAUUGUGGGAUGAGAAUGAGCAAGAGAGAUUAGAGUCGUCGGGCCCGCUCAACUACAGGUCCCUCAUCGAGGCGAAGGAAGAGAUCCCCGUGUUUCAGGACCCGAAUCUACUCCUCCUCCAAAUACGUCUGCUUCUUAGUUCUCAAGAUUUCCGGCGUGGGAGGCUUCGUGACAAGAUGGACACACUCAGACUGCUUUACUUUGGACAGGCACUGCAACGAACUAUCGAAACGCACCCUUCGCGACCUGAUUUUGACAACAUCUGGACACACAAUCUGUCUGCACUGGCGUCAGUCGUUGCUCGACACUUGAAGAGCAUGGUAUCUGGGGAAUCAACCCAUGCAAAAACAUCCUAUGGUCCUCGAUUAUUAAAGAUGCUUAUGUGGCUCGGUGAAAUGGUGCCCGACGCCAUGGCCAGGGAAGCAUCGACAUAUUUCGACGUGAUUGAGAUUGUGCUGCGAACGCAGAAUACGCUUACAUGGCGGGAGUGCGCGACAGAGGCAAUAGUCACGCUACUUAAGUCUCCAUGUCACGGACGACAAUCCGCAUACAUGGCAUUUGCCAGGAUAAUUUUGAGUCAGGACACGUUUGCCAGUGAUAGAGAUAUACUGAAUCACCUUGCAUUGGCCAUUGACUUGGAUGAACUCUCAGCUGCCAUUACGAAGGAAGUGGAGGAUGCAGAGGAGGACACGGAGCAAUCGCUAAACACUACCCGACUAUUGUGGCAGCUGGCCCACCUCAUCUAUAUGCACGAUGCUCUCGCAAAAGGAUAUGGGGGACAAGAUCCAUAUAUCGAAGCAUUGUCGGCACUGUUAGGGCAAUGUGCAAAUGACAUUGCAGAAAGGCUGGAUCCAGCAGACCAGCAGGUGUUUGGUCGCGAAAGCAACAAUUCUGAACCUUUACCAGCAUUCGUGCGGGAGAUGAUUCUAAGAAUACCUCAACAAGAAAAUGUUCGAGCCGUUCUACAUGAAGUGAGCACGCCCAUACCUCCCAGGACAGGCGGCGGAGGGUCGGAGUUCGAAUCCGCAAAGAGACUAGCGAAUUUCGCAGUCUCCUUACUCAGAGCAUUCCCUUCCAGAGCGCAGAAGAUACGAAUGAUUUUGUACCAAGGUUCAGUCUCGUCUGUCGGGGAUGCAGACAUAUCGACCAUCCAGUAUUUCUGGAGGACGGCCCGAGCAACCAGUGUGUUCAAGAAGACUGUUCAAGACCACCGGAAUGUGCUCUCGCUGCUGAGAGAAGCAGCCCCAGCCACGAAUCAGAUCGGUCAAGCUCCGUUGUCUAGGGCGGAGGUUGCUCUUUGGCGAGACGAAUGGCGGAUAAUCCUACUCUUUCUCGAACUUUACACCUUUGUGCUAAAGUUCAUGGACGACGAUGAUUUCUUCGCAUUGGACAAGCGCCGUGUCUUUGGUGCCGGGCCAGAGGCGCCGACGAGUUUGAUGGCAAGACAGGGUGCUCUGCCUCUGGAAGAUGUUGCACUGAUGACCACGUUUCUAAAGAACUUGGUCUUCACCCUAUACUGGCAUGCAGUCGACUUGGUUCAGAGCAACGAACUGGAAGAGGAAGCUAGUCUAUCGGCCUUGUUUGGAAGUCCAAGUCAGUCAUCGAACAAACAAGCGGAAAAGCAACAGCAGAUGUUGACUGGAAAUGGAGUCUCCCAAGAGUAUCUGAAAGGCUUGGUUACCGGCCUCUUGCGAAUGCUGCAUGAAAGAGACUCGAGACGCUCUUUUGUGCCUGCUGACCACUGGCUAAUGACGAAUCAAGUUAACAUGACUGGCUUCAUCUCGUCCGUGGUGGCAGAAGAAGAGAAGCGGCAUGAGCUUGCUGGCCAAGAUGAAACAGAGGAAGAAGACAAUGAUGAAUCCGACAAAGCCGCAGAGAUGGACCUCACCACAGGCCAGGGAGCAUCCGACGCUAUACUGAGCAAUAUGUUCGGGAUCCGCCCUUCGCAUAUGCCUCGGACGAGAGCUUCACGAAUGGUCGACCGCAUGGAACGCCAACGACAGCAAGCGAGAAAGAAAAGACUGCUUGAGUCGCUCGCACCUCGGCUGGAAAUACUUCGCAAUCUGCCGUUCUUUAUUCUGUUCGAAACACGAGUCCAGAUCUUCCGUGAAUUUGUCUACCGCGACCAAGUUCGUCGACGUGACGGCGCUGUCGAUCCUGAUAGUUGGCGAAUGCGUGUAGCAACCAGCACCCAAGGAAGAGAUGUCGACGGCCGUCCUCGCGGACUUGAUAUUAUAAGCCGACAUCAUGCUGAGAUCCACCGCGAUAGUGUCUUUGAAGACGCGUAUGAGGCUUUCUACCCUCUUGGAGAAGCACUCAAGGAACCGAUCCAGAUCACAUUCAUCGACAAAUUUAACAGUCCCGAGGCCGGGAUCGACGGUGGGGGUGUCACGAAGGAGUUCUUGAUGAGCGUGACUAGCGAAGCUCUCGAUCCAGAGGCCAAACUCAGCAUGUUCAAGCAGAAUAGACAGGGCUACCUAUAUCCGAAUCCGUUAGUCUACCAAGAAACUGCGGAAUAUCUAAAGCAUUUAGGCAUGAUGCCCGGUACGGGAGGAUUUGAUCAUCCCAUGGCCGAAUUUCUUCGGCACUUUCAAUUCUUGGGCCGCAUCGUGGGAAAGUGCCUGUACGAGGGAAUCCUUAUCGACGUCAACUUUGCCGGCUUUUUCCUGCUAAAGUGGGCUUUGACUGGCGGUACCACUGUGGGCUCGAACGAGUCUGCCUAUCGAGCCACCAUCAACGACGUCCGGGAGUUUGACGAAGAAUUAUACAACGGACUUCUGAAACUGAAAAAUUACCCGGGGAAUGUGGAGGCCGAUUUCGCACUCGAUUUCACAGUCACAGACACCGUAAGUGUUGGGAAGGAGAAUGGGAAGGAGAUCACCCGUACCAUCACCACAGAAUUGAUUCCGAACGGAGCCAACACGCCGGUAACGAACUCCAAUCGACCCCUGUAUAUUGACCGCAUUGUCAGAUACAGGCUUCAGCAGCAACCAAAGGCCGUUACCGACGCGUUCCUCAAGGGAUUGGGUCAAAUCAUCCAGCCAAUGUGGCUUGCCAUGUUUAACCAAAAAGAGCUACAGAAGCUCGUGGGUGGAGACAACUCUGAACUUGACGUUGACGAUUUGCGCCGAAACACACAGUACGGCGGUGUCUAUACAAUCGGCGACGAUGGCCGAGAGCACCCAACCGUCCAACUGUUCUGGCAAGCCAUGCAGGAGUGUUCAGAUGAAGACAGAAGGAAAGUCCUCAAGUUCGUGACGAGUUCAUCCAGAGCGCCGCUGCUUGGGUUCAGCCAUUUAAACCCCAAGUUUAGCAUCCGUGACUCGAGUGAUGACCAGACUCGUCUGCCGAGCGCCAGCACUUGUGUCAAUCUCCUCAAGCUACCAAGAUACGGAGAGCUGGAGACAGUCAAGGAGAAGCUCUUGUAUGCGGUCAACGCCGGCGCCGGCUUUGAUCUAUCCUAG
Capronia epimyces CBS 606.96 is the source of this 3705-nucleotide messenger RNA. RefSeq lists its product as uncharacterized. The transcript has a single exon. The record is from RefSeq and is a predicted model, not a curated record. Gene Ontology annotation, molecular function: protein binding; ubiquitin protein ligase activity. The coding region runs from base 1 to 3705 and encodes 1234 amino acids. NCBI's taxonomy places the organism in Eukaryota, Fungi, Ascomycota, Eurotiomycetes, Chaetothyriales, Herpotrichiellaceae. Gene Ontology annotation, biological process: ubiquitin-dependent protein catabolic process; protein polyubiquitination.